AUGGCUCGUGCCACUCGUUCAACCGCGCAGCUCGAAAAAGACAAACCCGCUGACGUCGGUCCUCCCGCUCGCAAAACAGGCUCAAAAAAGCGGAAACGGACCUCACUCGCGGACUCUGGCGACCAACCCGCCGCAAAGCAAGUACGAACAGACAUAAAGGAAGAGGGCAGUCAGGAGCCCGAAGAACACCCACCAAAUGCCAAACCAGUGCAGCUGCCUGGGAGCGGUGAUGUUCCGAUUGAACCUUCCGACGCGGAGAAGAUUCUAGAUGUCCUGGAAAUGGUUGAUACCCAAGGUCUUCUAGAUCGAGUCUUCCCCCUCCCAGAUGACACCCUUGAGCCAACCUUGCCGGAGUCCGUAGCUAGUCCAUCAACAUUAACGCGGUCAUACUCCUUCCGCGCACUCCUCAAGAACUCUUCAGAUUACCCAUUACGUGUAUUGCGCUCUGCAGUCCAACAUCUCUUUCCUAUAUCAUCGCACCCACGAUCCCGUCCGUCCGCCCCUGCCGCUCAACAGCUCCGUUUCUGCAAUCUCGCCCUGUCGCUGCUUGACCAGGCCUCGUUCCAUUCCUCUCCAAUAUCCCUUGACGUCGAAAGUCUCAUUCCGAUCCUCGAUUCGUCCUCAGCAGACCAUGAAGACGUCAAACUCCCACCUCAGCCUGCCACGGGGCUUCCGAGCAUAUCACGCAAGCGUAAAUACGCACUCGUGCAGCACAUGCCCUCGGGCGACUGGUGGACGUCUCUGAACUCGAGCACAGCCCUGGACAGCCAGGAGCUGAAGGACCUGCCCACAGCCCACGCGGAGUUCGUGUCCAUCCUCCCUUCUGCGUCGACCUCUACGGUGGAGCCGGUGACCUUAGCUGCAUACGCGAAGAAGAACAACAGCUCGGUUCCUCCGGGUCUCCCUGGCCCUCGCCAGCUGAGCUGCGGGCGGUUCCUCGAUUACGGACCGUAUGCCGGCUUUGCGCCUAGCUUUGACCAAGGUGGCGCUGAGGUCGGGAGAAUGACGCUAGGCGAGGUAGUUUGGAGACAGGAGCAGAAAAGACGAUUGCAAGGCAGCGGGAAGGGCAAGCAACGAGCUUGGCCUGGGCGCGGGCCCGCGCUUGGUACUGGAGACGAUGUGGAGAUGUUUGAUGGAGGCGCGGAGGAGGGAGAGAACGUUGGUGAUAAGAAGAAGAAUCCUGAGGUGCUAGAUUUGUCGGCGGUGGUGGAAAGCUUGUUGCCUCCAGAUCAAGUCGCAGUCAUCAAGGCUGCGUUGGGUAGCCUCGAGUUGGAAGAAGCUGUACAGGAACUUUUGGACAAGAAUGCAAGAGCAUUGGUUAGACUGGAGGUGCUGCAAUUGGGACGGUUUGGUGCGGAAGGCGGCGGGUCGAGCGUCGUGGAAGUAGGUUCUGAAGAGUGGGAUGUCGCACAUGGCAUCCUCGACUCGUUGACGCUGUUGGCCUCGCUGCGACCCAGAUCAUCCUUAGACGACAGCCCUCCGUUCGUCCCUCCCGCAUCAGUCUUACACAAGUUGCACCGAACGCUUCCCACUGACGAAACCCAAGGGUGGUAUGGCACUCUUCCUGAGGGGCGCACGACGGCUCUCCGGGACGACACGACCAUCCAAGUCAAGUCGGGUGCUGCAAUGGCACCCAUUCCGGCCGCCCCCCCCAUUCCAGCCACGCCGACGACGGUGAAAGCGGCCGCUCCAGCGUACAACCCCUACACAUACUCCAACUACUCUACAAGUGCCCAGUACCGUGGGGGCUAUGGCACCUACACCCCAGGCCAGGCAAGCACGUACUAUCCCAGCUACACUGCUCCCACGCAGACUCAGACGAGCACGGGCACACACUACCCCGGCCAGCAAUACAACACCAACCAGCAGUACCCGUACUCUUCCUGGCACAACUACCCGCCGUCCGCGCAGCCGCAAGCGGCCGGGAGUGUCGCGGGCUCGACGUCGGGACGCGCCACCCCCCAGCCAGGGACGGCCGUGACGUCGCCCACGACGGUGGCGACGAACUACGCGAGCUUCUUCGCGUCCACGGCGCAGCAGCCGCAGCCGCAGCGGGCGGUGGCGAACACGGUGGUGUCCACCGCAAGCAAGUUGUACCAGUCUUGGUCACCCACGCAGGCGCAGGCGCCAACGCUGCCGCCGCUUCCGCGCAGUGUCGCGACGCCGAGCGCGCCGGAGACGCCGCGGCCUGCGACACCUGGGGGCGCAGGAACGUAUGCGGGGCAGAGAUAUCUUGCGGAUUAUCAGCCUACGACGUCGGCAGCGCGAUGA
This is a messenger RNA of Sparassis crispa, 2271 nucleotides long. RefSeq lists its product as hypothetical. Bases 1 to 2271 code for a protein of 756 amino acids. Lineage: Eukaryota; Fungi; Basidiomycota; Agaricomycetes; Polyporales; Sparassidaceae. The record is from RefSeq and is a predicted model, not a curated record. The transcript is spliced from 4 exons.